CACACUUUACGGUCAACGACCAACCUUGUAUUAAUCACUCAAAUAAUACAGAGGACUAUACAUGCACUUGCCACGCACUGUCUCUACAAAACUGGCAGUAUGCCGCGGCCUAUUUAUAGACUGGACCGAGUCUGGCAGUUACAAGCCAACUGCCUAGCCUGAAGGGACGUGUCUCUUCGCGAGUGGCAGUUGGUAACCGCCAAUGCCGCAGCCAUCCGUUCGCCCAAAGCACCUGUUCGCCCGGAGCCCUCAUCUGCCUUGCCACCGAUUCGCCCCAAGGCACCCGUUCGCCAAUGCCAUGCCCCCUUGCAGACUCGAGCCAUGCCAGCACCGAACCGACACAACCCUUCGAGCUUGCCCUCAUGCCGCGGCCUAACCCAGACCACUCAUGAGUCAACUCUUUCCCUUGAACUCGUGACCAACCCUCGUUGCCUUGCGCCCAGCUUGCCCAAGUCCCACUUGUCAACCGGUCAACCAACCCUCGUUGCCACUGAACUCCCAAUAGUCGUGACUGCCCAAGGACAGCCACGCCCCGGCAACGCCUUUGCCUUGGCAACGCCCCGCCAUGAUGACUUUGGCCGCAUCCCAUGCCCCGAAGCCACCCUAUCGAGCCAAUGUGAUGUCUCGAUAUAGACCCGCCAAAAAGGGGUCUAACAAACCUCCCCCACCAAAUGAAGUUGACGCCCUCUUCGACACACUUCAGCAUCCGAGGUUUCCAAUUAGUUCCUGCCGCAGGCAACUAAUUCACUUGCAAUUGACAACCCCAACUGCUAGGUUUUCAAUUCCACGCUGCCAAGCCCCGCCGUGCAUCACACUCCCUCGCAUGAUCACUUGAGCCUCGCUGCCCAACGACUACAAGCCCUUGCACCGUUGUCAGCAUAUGCACAUCCCAUGUGCUUUGAGCCUUCCGCUCCGCAUUGACAAUACCCAUGCCAACACAACUCUUCACACCCCUGUGUGUCGCCGGACCACGCUGCAUCAUUCUGCACAGUCCCAGUCGUGCCACUGAUCAGCCUCACGCACUGACGCCCUCCCACGUUCCAAGUGCCUUGAACUUAGAUCUGGCCCAUGAUCCCAAGUCCAAAUGUUGAGCAUGCCCGCUCCGUUGCCAAAGGAUCCCAUCCAACUAGCAACACGUUGACCCACAGUCAACAGUUUUGGUGAACGCCCCACUCCCUUGUGUGCUUCGCCAAAAAUAUGAUGUCCAACCCGCACAACCCCGUGUACGCUUGACCCAUCAUCGUGACACCUUCUGAAAAGCAUGCCACCGAACCUUAGCGUCUCCACGACCUUCGGUCCUGCACUGCCAUACCCAAGCAAUGCCAAUGCGAUUGCCCGACGUCCCACGCCUGCAACCUAUGCCAAGUCCACGCCCCUCUUGGCACAUGCAUUGUCCACACGCACAGUGCCCCUGAUGACUUUCACGGUGUCAUCAAACCAAACGCGAGGGAUUCAAUGUCACCAACGCAGAAUCCUCCUCGAACUCCACUUGCUUCAAGGCAGCCAACUUUUGGUUCUCAGGACAGUUCCGCUGCAAGUGCUGAGCGCCACACCCCCAACAACCAGCCUUGGACUUUGCCUUAGUCACACUCGCUUCCGUUGCCACACUGAUGUCGUCACACUUCAACUUCCCCCUUGAACCGGAAAUGCAUGAUUCUCCCUUGCCCUUGUCCCCCUUGGACCCAUCAGACAAUGAGUCCUUCGGCCGCUGCCAUGGCACUCGGCAAAUCCUUCACAGCCUGCCUCCUCAAUUCUGUCUGGGCCCAUGGCUGCAGUCCAGACACGAAAUUGAACAGCCUGUCCUCUUCGGUCAUGUUCUCAACGUCUAACAUGAUCGAUGAGAACGCCUUGACAUAAUCCCUUACCGAUGUGGUGUGUUUCAAGUUCUUCAAGGCCUCUCUGCCCAUCCAAGAGACAUUGUGGGGAAGGAAUUGACCCUUCAAUUCCUUCUUGAGCCCCUCCCAUGACUCAAGCCCGUGUCUUCCCGUAUUAGCGUCGUCCUUUACUCUACUUCGCCACCAAAGCUUUGCAUCACCAGACAAGUACAUGGGUGCAAUCCUCACCUUCUCUUCGUCAGGCACCUUUGCGGCUUUAAAGUAUUCUUCCAUAUCCCACAGAAAGUUCUCAAGUUCCUUGGCAUUACGUUCACCACCAAAGGUCUUCGGCUCCGGCACUUUGAUCUUUGAAGAACAUACUUCAACGCUUGGACCCGGUCCCGCUGCAAGAGCCCUCUUCAAAACCACAAGUUCUGACUUCAAAACUUCGUUCUCUGCCAAACGUGCAUCCAGUUCGUUCACAAGGUCUACCCUUGAGGUCUCAAGGUCUGUAAGCCGCGCCCACACCAGCCUAAGAGCUUUCUCAAUCAGCCCACGAACCAGCACCUCUGCAGUCUCCGCUUCUUGGUCACCGACAGUCGAUUCACGAUCUUCAACCAUCAGCUCUGAUACCAAAGAUACAUGAUGUGUAUUUUUAUCAAAUAUAAAAAGAUAAUAGAGUUUAUAUGUUUAGCUUUGGUCAUCACGGAGUAUAUAAUAGUGGCUAUAUGAAAAUAAAUUUUGGCUCAUACGAAUAUUUUGGCACAAAGACCAACAUAUUAGACAGGCCCGGCCAUAUGGGGAGAUAACCUAGACAACUGUCUAGGGCCUCAAAGAUUUAGGGGCCUCCAAUUUUUAAAAUAGGCCUAUUAGUAUUAUAUAGAUACAUUCAAUUUUAAUUGUAAAAAACUAAAAACUAUGCAGGCCCACAAUUGAAUGGAGAGACUGAAAGCAGGUAAGGCGGUGAGUGAUGAGUCGCACGCCUAAUUGAGUAGCAGGCUUUAAGUAUUGGAAUUAUCAAAUACCUUUACUAUUACUAAUUGUUUUAGUUGAUUUUAGGGAUUUUCAUUUUUCAAACUAGUUGUUUUAUUAUUUUAUUACUCUGUAUUUACUUCUAGUUCUCUUUUUAUAGUAGGCUAGGGCAGUAGGGCCUAGGGACCAAGGCUAUAUUAUUACAGUAAUAUCGUGAUAUAUUGAAAUCAAAAUAUGUUUGUACUUACUCUUAUACCCACUUUUAUAUACACUCAUGUUUGUGAAAGCUUUUUUUGUCCAUGAGUUCCGUUCACAAACAAUUUUUGUUUGUGCAAAAUUUCUUGGGUGAUGAGCUCCCUUAAAAGGAGAUGCAACUUGUCGGUAUGAGUAGUACUAUUAAUCCGUUUAAAUUAAAUCUCCGGUAUUACAAUCACCCCCACAUAGGAACGCAACGUCCUCGUUGUGCCCAUAAACCAAUCUCAAUCAUAUCCCAGAAUCUUUUCCCCUGCUAAGUGCCCGCCCGAUAUCCAACGGAUUAGCACACUGUCGCAGGGCUGCUCUGAUACCAUUUGUAACACCCCGACCCUGUAGGCCCCGAGGUAGUUACUUCUGACCUCUAGUACUGUCCUCACAAACCGCCACUAGCCUUUUACGCGCACUUUGUCCUCACUCAUGCGCGCCCUGACAAACUUCCCAAGUGGUCACUCAUCCCAAGACUACUCCCGUGCAAGCACGCUUAAAAGGAGAUGCAACUUGUUGGUAUGAGUAGUACUAUUAAUCCGUUUAAAUUAAAUCUCAGGUAUUACAAGUAGAUCCCACCUUAGACCAAUUUUUCCUCUCCUUCAAUCUCUACCAAGGGGACAUUCAAAUGUUGGGGGCUUUGCCAACCUUCAGCAAAUUCCGGAGUGGAGGCUUUUAUCCGAGGUGCCUUCAUCCCACAAGGGUUAGAAGGACAAGUUCUGCUUCAUCCGCAUGGCGGAGAAUCCUUUCCCUGCCCCUCUCCGUGAAUGCUGCCCUCGCGAAAGAGGGGAAGAAACUGACGGUUAAGCCUGCGGCCUCCGAUAAAUUGAAGACCAUCAAGGACGCCACUCUCCCGGAUGAACUCUAUCUGUCAGGCUUCCGACGGUUCCGGCUAAUGGGGGGAAAGAUGAAAAGUAUCCCCCGAUAGACCGAGUAUACGAGAGCGCCGAAAGUGCAUGUCGAGGGCUCUUCAUUUUGUACUUGUGUUUUCUUUGCUUUUGAUUGUCUUGAUUGUAAUAAUUUCCUGUCUUGCAGGACCCACCAUGGAUUUGAAGGCCCACGCCAACCUGAAGAAGAAGUUGGCCAAGGAGCCAAAAAAGAAGAAGGAGGUGUCCUCCCAGCAGAGGCCUGUCGAUGAAUUCUUCCUGAGGGAAGAGGCUGCUGAAGUUCCGAGGGAGGAGGGGCCCUCAAAGAUAGUAGACCUCGCCUCUGGUGCUGAAGUCGGGGCCCUCCAAACUGACGCUGCAAAGAGGAAAGCACUGGGAAAAGGCGCCGCGGCCCCUGGCAAGAGAGCUAAAAAGGCCACCGGUGCUAAAGGUGUUCCGGUUGUAAUUUUCAAAGGCCACUCAUCCUCUGGCACCCCGGUGGUAGUGGCGCCUAUUUCUGGUCCCCCUUCGGAUCAGAUCGGUGAGGGGGAAUGGCCCCGGAAGACUGUGCAGUUCUCCUUUAAAGAGGGGACUGCCAUUGUGCACGGCACCCUGGACCCAAGAGAGUUCCUCAAUGGUGCCACCCCUCCGUUGGAUAGAUCGGCUCUCAAGCCUCAGACACUGCAAGUAUCGAUAUUUUAUUCUCCCUUAAUCCAUUUGUCUUGGUUGCUCUUCGCGUAAUGAUCUGACCCUUGUCUUUAUUUGUUUGUUUGUAGGCUAGUGUGGCCCUCGGGGAGCAUAUCCGGAGGGUGGAACGAUUGCGCCUCUAGAAGGCAGAGUCUGACGAGCCUCUGAGGAAGCUCGUCACCCAGAAUGCCACUUAUGCUAGGAAGAUGGUGGAGCUGGAGGAGACCCUCCGACUGGCUACGAGGCGAUGAAGUAAAGGCUGAAAGAGGUCAAGGCUAAGGGCAAGGCCAGUGCUGAGAAGGCCGCCGCCGAGGAAGUUAAGAAGGCUGCCGCCGAGGCUGAUACCGCCAAAAAGAAAGCGGUAACCCAGGCUGAGAAGGAUGCAGUUGUCACUUUCACCGUCGAGGGGUGGAAGACCGAUGAGUGGAAGCAAUGGCUGGCCUCGGUGGUGGAGGCUACCAUCGACGACUGGGUUGGUGGCCCCGGCGCUGAAUGGUUGGCCCGGAGGGGUAAGGCGUAUUAUGAUGGCGGCGAGUUCUUUACUCAAUCCCUCGUCUACAGUAGGCUAGCCCGGCAUUAUAGCGUUGAGCCAAAGGACUUCGACCUGUCUGCCUACGGUCUCCCUCUCCUGCAACCAGAUAUCAGGACCCCCCUCCCUCUGGGUGUCGAGCGGCCAAAUCUUGAGGACUCGAAGCUUAUGUAAGAGGGCAGUGAUGACGAUGAUGAUGCCAAAGAUGAAGCCGGAUCAAAGCCGAAAGAUGGCGGCGAGGACGUUGCUCAAGCUUUGAAAUCUUUCCUUAGUAUUUUCUUUGUAAUAGCUUUGUAGUUCCUCAGCUUCAGCCUCAUGUGUAAAUGACAUACCUUUUGUACUUGAAUACGUUUUGAAUGAAUGUGAUAUUGAUGCCUUCGGUGUAAUGUAUGAAUGCCUUCAUCUCUCUUUACCUCUGUGAAUGAAUGCUUUAUAUUGUUCUUGUUGUGCGCGUCUGGUCGUAGGCCAAAUAUUUUCGUACUUAGGAAUUCUUCCAAGUAAAAAUCCACAGUGGAGCCCUCGGGCAAACCAUUCCUUUGAUAGACCCCGGUAAGUAUAGCAUUGGACUGCCCUCAUCUUGUAGUGAUUUCUCCGGGGCCUUGAUAAUUGAGGACAUUGAAAUUUUUCAAAGUACGAUUCACCUACGAGCCCUCGGUAGAGUUCUGCCUUCAUUUAUAAGAAACAGGGGGACCCUUCUUGGGAAACCGAUGGGUCCUAUUGUGUGGACUUAGAAAAAUUUCAUUCUUGUUGCAAUAGACCAUUUGAUCACCCCUCGGCCUUAAUGAGCCAAGUGCCCUUUUGCAAGGUUAUGCCUUCGGUAUUUAGUGGACCCAGCAAGUUAGAAAAGUUAGGCCUUCGAACAUUGAGCCUUCAUGUAGAUUAGGCCCCCUUGGAAGGAAUUUGGUGAAAUCUUGCCUUCGGUGUUCAGUCUCCCCUCAGGUGGUGUUUCGAACCUCCUUAAUUUGUGGACUUAGGAAGAUUUAUGGGAGUUCCAUGGGGUUGCCUUCGGCUUUUGGUAGACUUAGGCGAAGUUCACCUUAGCUGGAUGUGUAGAAAUAUCCCAACCCUCGCCUUGUGCUGAGCUUUCAUAUAUUAUAAGGUUGAAGCCUUCGGUGGUAGCUCACUUGGGGUUUUGUGGCCUCAAUUUUGCGUUGUUGGGAGUUUUCACCCGAGGGGAUGUAAAAUGUGGACUUAACCAAAUUUCCAUGUUGUUUGAGUAAAUUUCGCCGGUAUGAACCCUUCGGUAAUUUCCCAAAGCUUUUGUGAGGUUGAGGGCUUCUCUUUGGGUGAAUAACCCUUGUGAUCCUUUAAUCUUGUGAACAAGAAGCCUUCGGUAAAUUGUCUCCGUGGUGUUGUUUUCUGUUGAAGAGCCUCCGGGAGUAUGGAAUCCAGGGAGUUCCUUCCCCCCUACACACAUUUUUUUUAUUUUAUUGUCGGAGGGGCAUCAAGAAACUUGGUUUCUUGGAAGGCUUGGCCUAUACGGGAGGCAACGGAAUAAACCAUUGGCUCCCCCCUCGGGGACUGACCUUCGGGAUCCCGAGGGGUUUGAGGGUCGUUUCCUCGGUCCGAGACAUCGUCUGUUACCUGCCUCCCCUUGGGGGAUAACACGGAAAACGCCUCGGUUUUGAAAGUCGUCCCCUCACCCCGAGACAUGGUCUGUUGCCUGCUUCCCCUUGGGGGAUAGCGCGGGGAGCAUUUCGUUUUUGAAAGUCGAAUCCUG
Molecule: messenger RNA, 6828 nt
Organism: Cuscuta europaea
Lineage: Eukaryota; Viridiplantae; Streptophyta; Magnoliopsida; Solanales; Convolvulaceae
Source: the annotation of a GenBank genome assembly